Nematocida parisii ERTm1 is the source of this 2156-nucleotide messenger RNA. RefSeq lists its product as uncharacterized. Gene Ontology annotation, molecular function: mannosyltransferase activity. The record is from RefSeq and is a predicted model, not a curated record. Gene Ontology annotation, biological process: protein O-linked glycosylation. The coding region runs from base 1 to 2085 and encodes 694 amino acids. NCBI's taxonomy places the organism in Eukaryota, Fungi, Microsporidia. Gene Ontology annotation, cellular component: membrane. The transcript has a single exon.
AUGGAAGUGGAGAGGUUAAAGAAUGGAAUAUUCAAGACAACAGAAAUCAAAGAACAGCACAGUUACACACAUAAAAAGAGAAGAAGCACAGUAAAAUUAGACGCCUUUAUAAUAUUCCUGGUAUCAUUCCUUAUUCGAUCAAUUAGGAUAGAAAAAGCACCGUUUGUUAUAUGGGAUGAAGCACAUUUCGGUAAGUUCGCUAAUUAUUACUUAAACAGACAGUUCUUCUUUGACGUACACCCACCACUUGGUAAAUUACUCACUGCACUCAGUGCAUGGAUCAUGAACAUAAACAAAUCCUUCAUUUUCGCAAGUGAGGACGUAUACCCAGAAAGUGUAGAUUAUGUGGGUAUGCGUAUAUUCCACUGCUUAUUCGGAUCAGCAGUCCCAGUGUGUGGAUAUAUCAUACUAAGAACACUCCUCAUAAAAAGAGAAAUAGCCGCAUGCAUCUCAGUCGGACUCAUAUUCGAGAAUGCACUCGUGUGUACAUCCAGAUAUAUCUUAUUAGACCCAUUCUUACUCCUUUUCAUAUGCUUAUCAGAAGUAUUCCUGGCCAGACUCCUCAUGCAUAAUAAUAGGCUGGAAUAUAUAAGUACAGAUUUAGUCUGCCUGGGUAUAUCAAUAGGAUGUGCAAUGAGUGUUAAAUGGGUCGGGUUAUUAACUGUAACCCACGUGGGCAUAUACGCCAUAUACAUUCUACUACAGGACAUAUACAAUAAAAGGGUUAAAGUACUCCUUAUGUUCAUAAGACUAGCAAUUACACUUAUCCUGGUACCAGUCACAGUGUACAUGCUCUGCUUCUACAUACACUUCAGUAUACUGAAUAAAUCAGGACCAGGUGAUGGUGAGAUGAGCAGCAGGUUUCAGUUGUACUUAUACAAUAAUGAAGUAUUAAAUAACGAUAAGGUUGCCAUGUACGGUAAUAAAGUGACCAUCCGUAAUUAUAAAUUAGGCACCGGGUUAUUACACUCACACAUGAACAGGUACCCAUCAGGUGGUCAGCAAGUGACCGUAUACCCACAUAAGGAUAAUAAUAAUAUUUGGAGGAUCUUAAAGGUGGGUGAUAAUGCAGAGAAUGUUCAUCCGUAUGAAGAUUUAGUAUUCCACCAUCCAGAGACUGACACGUACUUAUCGGUGACUGAUACUGACCACAGGACAAUUCGGGAUACUGAAAUUAUCCCUGGUGAGUAUAACGUACUUGGGGCCAGUAAGAAAGUUAUUUCCAUGGCACAGGAUGAGAUGAACAAUAGUAUUUUAUCGAAUACUGUGUUUAAAAUUGAGCCAAUUAAUACAGAUACGGUAGAACCGUUAAAUACGUUUUUUUAUGUAAAAAAUAUUCAGUAUAACUGUUAUUUGUCCUAUUCGGGAAAUAAAUUACCCAAAUGGGGUUAUCAACAAGGAGAAAUAAUUUGCACACCUGAAAUAAAAAAUGGAUCUGUGUGGAAUAUUGAACUAAACCAGUCAGAUACAACGGAAAAGUCAAAUAUUCCACCAAAGCAGAUGAAUAUUAUUGACUUUAUAAGGAGCACAGUGGAAUUGAACCUUUCCAUGAACACUGCCAAUAAUGACUUAACAGAUGAUGGCAGUGACACAAUGGGGACACUUCCAAUCCAAUGGUUAUUCCCUAAGAAAUGGCUUAAAUUCAACAGGUGGGAUGGGGUUGUGCCUAGGUUUGCCAUGCUUGGUAAUGUGGUUACGUGGUAUACGGGGGUAUUCAGUAUAUUUAGUGUUUUAGUCUAUUUUAUAUACGGAAUAAAAAAGACUCGAAAAUCGGUUAGUAAGUAUAAUACAAAGAGGAUGGGUCGGGUGUACAUCUUACUUGGUGGGUGGUUAUUCCAUUAUGUUCCAUUCUUAUUUGUUAAGAGGAUUCUGUACUUACACCAUUACUUACCUUGUUUAUUCUUUAGUAUACUCUCAAUUGGGACGUUAUUUGAAGGGAGGCCGUUUAUUGCGUAUGCUUAUACUGGGUGUGUUAUAUCUUGUUUCUUGUACUUUUCAUCGAUAACGUAUGGUUAUACAGGGGAGAUUGAGGACAUGCCUGGGUAUGAGUUAUUACGUGAGAAAUGGAAUAUUUACAAGGGGUAAGCUUAUACGGAUAAUAAUACUCUGAGACUUGAAUUUAUAGCACAUUGUGUAAAAUAAUUCAUAAUUUUAUA